This is a messenger RNA of Ylistrum balloti, 741 nucleotides long. RefSeq lists its product as uncharacterized. The coding region runs from base 1 to 534 and encodes 177 amino acids. NCBI's taxonomy places the organism in Eukaryota, Metazoa, Mollusca, Bivalvia, Pectinida, Pectinidae. The transcript is spliced from 2 exons. The record is from RefSeq and is a predicted model, not a curated record.
AUGCACCGGAAGGAGUACGCCACAAGUGGAGGGACUAACCUGAAAGAGCGUGGUCCCACUAAUGCCGUUCCCGUCCACAAUUACCUUAGUGGCGACGGAAAGUCACAUGCAUACAUGGGCAUGGCGCACUACGUUCCCUCGGAGAGAGCAUGGAUAGCCAAAGACCAAUUCCGGGCGUUACCAAGGGAAACCAAGCGGGACGCCAUCGAUAUUCAGUCCGAGGACCAGUGGGUUAGCUUUAUGAGAAACCGAGACACGCCUUCCGGUUACUACAACAAAAACAUUGGUCUACUACAAACCGGUAAAGCAGACCUGAAACUCUUUGGAUACACACGUGACCUCCCUGCAAUGCCUUCAAAGGACAUUUUCCAAAACCCUUGGCCGAAGAGCGAUGCAUUUGUUCCAGUAGAGCGGAAAGGCCGUGGUGAUUACUAUGGUUAUUAUCACGAAGCGAUCGAAAGUGAACGAGAGCGAAGAAAGAAAGAGUUCCCGACAAGUUGGGUAAUAGAACCCAGGGAUGUACCAAAGAUCUGAAAUCUGGAUGAUUAUUGUAAACCUAUCCUCAAUUUACUGUUCUUCCAAGACGCAAUAUACAGCAGACUGGACCUCGGUUUUAUAAACGUUUCUUAACUAAGGAAAUAUCCCUUCUUGGUUUAACUCAUCAUAACGGAAACAUAUUUUAGUUUGGAAUCGUUUGUGAAGCUGGAACCAGUUCUUAAAGGACUUUGAAAUGUAGUCGGA